AUGGCAUGGGAUUGGUAUGUUGAGCUCCCGGAGGGCGUCAGAGACUUAGUAGACUUGGCGGGGUUUGGCCCCUUCUGUGUCGGGUUGUCACGCUGUCCUGCCAGGAGGACCUUGAUGGCAGCUUUGGUAGAGAGAUGGUGGGACACCACCAAUUCCUUUCAUUUCUCUGCUACCGGGGACAUGACUAUGACCCCUUUUGACUUUGCUGUAUUGACCGGCCUUGAUGUCGGAGGUUGGCCCAUCCCCCAUGAUGAGGAUAUGGGCGAGUGGGAGGCCGCCUGGAUGUAUUUGUUGGGGGCUCGCCCACCUGUUGAUAGGGUCUCAGGGAGAGUCAGAUACACUUGGUUCUCUUCCCAUUUUCGGCGGGCAGAGAUGGUGCCUGAGACUCCCGAGGAGACAGAGCAGUAUGCUCGUGGCUUCCUGAUGUUCCUCUUCGGGACUACCCUGUUCGCCGACAGAGGGAACACCAUUGGGCUAUACCUGUUGAGCGCUCUGGUUGACCUAUCACAGGUCAGUAGAUAUGAUUGGGGUGGCGCUGGCCUGGUUACCCUCUACUUUUACAUGAGCGCGACCUCCCGCGGGCGGGGCGACUUACUUGGCGGCUACUGGAGAGUUUGGGAGCUAUGGGCUUAUGUAUACUUCCCAUCGUUAGCCCCAGAGCUGGAGGUGGUGGGGAUUCCCGUGACCCCAUAUUCAUUGAUAUUUGAGGGCCCGCACCGGGCGAGGCCUCGAGAGACCCUGGUUCGCCUGCGGCAGUACUUCGACACCGUGCGACAUUCAGAGAUUACUUGGCAGCCUUGGGCGCCUCUGGGUGAUGAUCUCCUACUUCAGUAUACCGGAGCGUCAGGCAUCUCCCGGUAUAGGGUCCUGCUCGAAGGGCCAGUUGGCAGAGUCUGGUUCCUGGGGGAGCGCUUUCUGCGCCAGGUACGGGGGUAUCUUUCUCAGGAUGUUCCCGCGGUACCUCCAGCUAGUAUGCGGACUGCCGACAGGCUCUCUUUCUCAAAGGUAGUCGGCGCCAUGCUGGGCAGCGAUGCUUUGCUAUAUGUUGCGGAGGGGGACUACGCCACCUAUCGUCACAUAUAUUUGAUGCCUCCUUUGACAGAAGCUCGGAUCAGGCUCAGGCUCGAGCUACAGACAUCCCUUCUUCUAGCAGGGCUGGCGCGUCUAGAGGUGGGAGUAGACCAUUUCCUCCGACCCCGUCGAUUCAUCCUCAUCUGGGAUGGCCAGAUAUGCCUACUGAGUUGA
Messenger RNA from Camellia sinensis, 1245 nucleotides. NCBI's taxonomy places the organism in Eukaryota, Viridiplantae, Streptophyta, Magnoliopsida, Ericales, Theaceae. The record is from RefSeq and is a predicted model, not a curated record.